AAUUCAUCCGCUCAACCCCUGAAUCACCAACCACGAGCUAAAAUGGUUCCUGAUUCUCCCUUUCUAACGUCUUAGCGAUCCAAUGGUUCUUCCCUUUCAAGACAAGUGUUGCAAGCUCCCCCGGCUUCCGGCUGCAUCACCUAUUGGCUUGAUUAUGUGACCACGAUCGUUCGAAUUCUUGUCAACCAACGAUGUUCACAGCACUUGCGGUGACAGCUGGCCGUGCCCUGCAAGACAGUCCCCGAAUUGUUGUUCACCGCCUGAAAGAGUCUCCACGCGGCCCGCUCGCGCACCCGGGAGAGGGUUCCCCGUCUUCCCAGCCCAUCCACUACGACCGAUCGAGAGGUCUAAAAGUCCAUGCGGUGAAGGCUUGACCAUGCUUAUGCUUGAAAUACAAAUGCAGCACCACCUCGCCUGCUUCUUGACAAGAGAUCUAUCUUCUCAAAGGCUUCUGCUAUGCAGCCUGGAGAGCCCAUGGCCACUCCAAUAAACCAUUUUUAAUCUUGACUUCCUUCAAUGACAAUACCGUCCUGUUAGGGCGAGUCGCUCAUGAAUGGCUUCCAACACCUUCAUGGCGGUCCAAGAGACCAUUGCUGCCCUUACCUGGCAGCAGACCGGAUGCUUGCUUGCGGGCAUCUGGCUCAUCUAUGUCGUCCAGCUUGUGAUUUGGAGACUAUGGCUCAGCCCUCUGGCCCAUAUCCCAGGUCCCAAGCUGGCCGCUUUGACUCAAUACUAUGAGUUCUACUACGACUUUGUCCUAGGAGGACAAUACACCUACAAGAUCAUCGAUAUGCAUGAACAAUAUGGCCCCAUUGUUCGCAUCAACCCCUGGGAGGUCCAUGUCGGAGACCCUGAAUUCUUUUCGGACCUCUACACUGGACCUAGCCGACGUCGAGACAAGUGGACAUUCUACACCCAACAGUCCGGUGCCCCCCGUACCCGUGUUCCUCACCCAACUGCUCUCGCAGGACCCAAGACUGCGACAGAAGGCUCUCUUGCUGCCAUCGACCACAGCCUUCACAAGUUGCGUCGAAGUGCGCUGAGCCCCUUCCACUCAACUCAGACUGUGCGCGAAUUGCAGCCGGUUAUUGAGGAGAGAGUGGAAGCUCUUCUGGGUGCGUUCCUGAACUACGCCGAGGUAUCCAACGGACAACCUCUUGAUGUCAUGUAUCCCUACUCGGCCUUCACCAAUGAUGUCAUCAAUGAGUACGCUUUUGCUCGAAGCGACCAUCUCGUCGAGAAGCCUGAUUUCGGUGCUGAGGUCACUAAUGACCUUCUCAUUGGUACUCACAUGGGACCCUGUGUGCAGCAGCUCGACUGGGUUCUCACACUCGUCAAUGCUCUACCGGAGUCCAUCUCAAACCGGUGCAUGCCGGGAUGGGGAGGGUUCUUGAAGAUGAAGAACGACAUUCUUGAACAGAUCCACAGCGUCGACCCUCCUCAAAGCAGCGGUAAGUGGAUGAUGGAUGGAGGUCACCCUACCAUGCUCUCCACUAAGACUCGCUCCGUUCGUGACAAGACUGCCUCUCGCCAGACACAGGAAAGCCAGAUUACUGUCCAGGGUGGUACUCUAACCACGUCGUGGGCCAUGUCACUUGCCACUUUCCACCUUUUAAACCGCCCCGAGACCCUCCGCAAGCUACGCGACGAGCUCUUUGAUGCCAUCCCCGAUGCUUACGAGACUACUCCUCUGUCAAAAUUGGAGAAGCUCCCCUACCUCCGUGGAGUCGUCAAGGAAGCUCUGCGUCUUGCUAUCGGAACUAGCAGUCGCCUCGCACGCGUUGCGCCCGAUGAGGCUCUCGUCUACCAUGAUCGCGAGAACGACGAGGAGUGGAACCUCCCUCCAGGGUCCAUCGUUGGCAUGAGCCCUUACAAGACCGUCAUGGACGAGAAAAUCUUCUACGACGCCCGUGGCUUCCAUCCUGAGCGAUGGGUGGAGGAUGGAGAGCGACUUGACAAGUAUCUCGACAUCUUCUGCUCCGGCUCCCGCAUCUGCCUCGGCAUGGCUCUGGCUCACGCCGAGCUCUAUCUUACACUUGCCAAACUCUUCCGCAGAUGGGGAAGCGGUGGUGUUGUGUAUGGCAGCGAUGAUGGCGAUCAGCGCUUUGGAGACGUUGGCUACCUCAGCAUUUUCGAGACACGAGUUCGAGACUGCGAGAUUGAUGCUGACUACUUCAUGCCUAUUCCCUACAAGGGAUCUGAGGGAUUUCGCUUCGUCUUCGAAACCUAUUAGGUUGAAGAUAAACACUGCACCACUAUAUCAAGGUUAGGUAUCUUUGCUCUGCUUUUUUGCCGCUUUGCGAUACCCAGCACCUAUUAUGUCUUUCCUAUGAACCCUUUUGAUGAAAACGAGUUUGUAUGAUGGGAUUACGAUCAUGUUAUGUCAUGAGAAGCUAUGAGUUUCAUGUUUUAUGUUUUUAAGAUACGGUACAUACGUGCCUUUUUCUAUGUCACGAGUUUACGUCUUGCAUUGCUUUCCAAUAGCCUUCUGGCUUUAUUUGUUACCGUGUUCUGGAGAAGAAGAUGUCGAUCUGAAAGCCUAGCAGUCUCUGUGUUGAACAUGGAUGAACAGCAAGACUUUCGCAAUCAACACCAAAUCUUCAAGCUGAAUGACGCGCACGGAUAAGAGGUUGAUCUUCUUUGUCAUGAUAAAUACGAUAUAUGGACUUUUACGAAUCCCGAAUCCCAAAGGAUCAUGAGAUACAGAACUGUAUCCUUUUUUCUUGUGUUGAAGGCCAGGACUUGAACUGGUUGGAUAGGAGAACCGGAGAAAUACAUAGAUAAAAACAAUGAAAAAUUACAAAUAUCCAAUUCAACA
Messenger RNA from Fusarium verticillioides 7600, 2818 nucleotides. RefSeq lists its product as hypothetical. The coding region runs from base 554 to 2233 and encodes 559 amino acids. Gene Ontology annotation, molecular function: iron ion binding; heme binding; oxidoreductase activity, acting on paired donors, with incorporation or reduction of molecular oxygen. NCBI's taxonomy places the organism in Eukaryota, Fungi, Ascomycota, Sordariomycetes, Hypocreales, Nectriaceae. The transcript is spliced from 3 exons. The record is from RefSeq and is a predicted model, not a curated record.